AUGACUUCGGUGGAGCUUUCAGCAGAACAGAGUCAGCUAAUAGAAAAAAUCGCAAGUGAUAAUGAUUUUACCGAUCACCAAGUCAAAGCCAUAACAGGUAGUGUGAAAGGAGAUAAUUACUUGGGGAAGAUCACUUCCGUUACAGUUGAAGAUGGCAACAGGAAACUAGAGCUGAUACUGAAGUCAGCUCAUGUAGGGGAAAUGAGAAACCAAAUCCCAAUCCACAAAGCCUACAUGCGCGAGAUAUUCGUUUACGAGCAAGUCUUCGCGAAGUUCAAGGAGUUUCAGGAGGAGUACCGCAUAUCCGAACCAUUUCAGAGUCACCCAAAGCUCUAUGCGACCAGUGAUGUAGAGCCCAGGGAGUGUCUAGUUAUGGAGAAUCUGCGAGAAAGCGGUUACAAGCUGUGGAACAGGAAGCAACUCAUGAACCCAGAACAUAUAUCUGCAGUGCUGAAAGAGUACGCCAAACUUCACGCAGUCUCCUUUGCUAUGGCUGAAAAGAAGCCAGAGGACUUCAGGAAACUUGCUGAGGUGAUGAAGAAUCAUAUUUGGGAGAAUGAUAAGGAGCUGACGGCUACGUAUAUUAGAUCGGUGAUGAAUCAAGUUCUGGGUCUUUUCGAAGAUGAUCCAGAUACAACUGAAGUUCUAAAAGCGUUCGAGAAACGUUUACUUGAUUUGUUUUUCGAUCCGUCAAAUGAUUCCGAGAAUAUUGUGUUCGAUCAUGGGGAUUGCUGGUGCAAUAAUUUGAUGUUUGGAUACGAGAAUCAAGAUAACUCUUCUGUUCCAUCGAGCGUCAGAAUCAUUGACUGGCAGUUAUCCAAACUUGCUUCCCCAGCAAUGGACUUGUCCUACUUCUUCCUGGUACACAGUCCCAAAGAGGUUCUCUACGACUACGAAAAAUACCUGAAACUCUACCACGAAACCCUCAGCAAGAACCUACGGGAGUUUUCCUGCGAUCCUGAGAAGGUGUUUCCCUACAGUGUCCUCUUGGAACAUUGGAAGAAGAGGGCAUGCCUGGGUGUCUAUACGGCCUUCUCUAUUGUGAAGAUAAUGCUAUGCGACUCCGAAGAUGCUCCUGAUUUAGAUGAGGUCGUUGAGGGUGGCAAGGAUUUGAUGGAAAUCUUCAACUUCUCUCCGAAAGAUGACGGAGUUUAUAGGACGAGAAUUCGAGAUCUUGUGGAGUUCAGUAUCAAAACAGGGUUGUUGUAA
Phaedon cochleariae (mustard beetle) is the source of this 1209-nucleotide messenger RNA. The record is from the annotation of a GenBank genome assembly. Lineage: Eukaryota; Metazoa; Arthropoda; Insecta; Coleoptera; Chrysomelidae.